Molecule: messenger RNA, 1535 nt
Organism: Scatophagus argus
Lineage: Eukaryota; Metazoa; Chordata; Actinopteri; Scatophagidae
Product: transcription factor Maf-like
Exons: 3
Coding region: 325-1329 (334 amino acids)
Biological process (GO): regulation of transcription by RNA polymerase II
Cellular component (GO): nucleus
Molecular function (GO): DNA-binding transcription factor activity, RNA polymerase II-specific; RNA polymerase II cis-regulatory region sequence-specific DNA binding
Source: RefSeq, a predicted model, not a curated record
UCCUCAAUUUGGCGCACUAAUCCUAAAAGGAGCCAUGAAGUGUUAAAUGGUAGAAACAGAGAGAGCGGCGCCCAGACACCCGCACGCUGGGAGAGAGGGAGGAAACUGCGCUCCUCUGUGCAACACAGACUGAAGAAAAAAAAAAAAACUUAUCGACUCACGAAACCAAAACCUGCGCUGCGCAAUUAGUGCGAGAAAAUCCACUUUUUCCUUCGUGUUUUGAGGAAAAUAAAUAAAGAAAUCAAGCUGGCUCAGUGCGUGUCUCAGCAGCCCACUUUGACAGGUGCUCCUCACCCCCUUUGGAGGACUGUCAACAGCAAGAGGAUGGCAUCAGAGCUGGCAAUGAGCAACUCCGACCUGCCCACCAGUCCCCUGGCCAUGGAAUAUGUUAAUGACUUCGAUCUGAUGAAGUUUGAAGUGAAAAAGGAGCCGGUGGAGCCCGAUCGCAGCAUCAGCCAGUGCAGUCGCCUGGUCGCCGGGGGAUCCCUAUCUUCCACCCCGAUGAGCACGCCUUGCAGCUCGGUUCCCCCCUCUCCAAGCUUCUCGGCGCCGAGUCCGGGAUCAGGGAGCGAACAGAAGGCUCACUUGGAGGAUUUCUACUGGAUGACCGGAUACCAACAGCAGUUGAACCCCGAGGCUCUGGGCUUUAGCCCGGAGGACGCCGUAGAGGCGCUGAUCAGCAGCAGUCACCAGCUCCAGACCUUCGAUGGCUAUAGCAGAGGGCAGCAGUACGGCGGCGCAGCCGGGGCAGGAAGCGCCAUGGCCGGGGAGGAGAUGGGAUCAGCGGCCGCUGUGGUGUCCGCGGUUAUCGCUGCAGCCGCAGCUCAGAACGGGGCUCCCCACCACCACCACCACCAUCACCACCACCACCACACAGGGGCACACCACCCCUCCUCCGGGUCUCAGUCCGGCGGCGGCGCGGGAGGAAACCACCAGCACUUGCGCUUGGAAGAUCGGUUCUCGGACGAGCAGCUAGUGACCAUGUCGGUGAGGGAAUUGAACCGGCAGCUCCGGGGGGUGAGCAAGGAAGAGGUGAUCCGUCUGAAACAGAAGAGGAGGACACUUAAGAACAGAGGCUAUGCCCAGUCCUGCCGAUACAAGCGGGUCCAGCAGCGGCACGUCCUGGAGGGAGAGAAGACGCAACUCAUACAGCAGGUGGACCACCUCAAGCAGGAGAUCUCCCGGCUGGCCAGGGAGAGGGACGUCUACAAGGAGAAAUACGAGAAGCUCAUCAGCACCGGCUUCAGAGAAAACGGAGGAUCCAGCAGCGACAACAACCCCUCAUCCCCGGAGUUUUUCAUGACAUCAAGAAAAUUCCUCCAUCUGUGAUGGCUGUGACCUCUCCGUCCCACCAACUGGGAGUCUGAGAUGGACGGAUGGUGGGAUUGCAGAGGAUGGCUGAGGACGAUGGAGUGACUGAGGAAAAGUGAAGUCUAGUUUUAUGCGCCCUCACGAAUGGAAGAAUGAGUGGGAUCAAGGCAAAGUUAGAGAAGGAGUUGAGGGACUGAGCAAAAGGAAGGCACCAGGAUCUGAAU